AAUGGAUUUGGAUAUUAUACAAUCAACCAAAGAGGGCGAAAUCACCCAAUUUCUUUGUGAUGUUCGUGAUUAUUUUAGGGCCUCCUUGGCUACAUCGGAAUAUGAAAAUACAUCGAAUAUGUUUUUUGUAACCGAAUCGGACUCAACGGAACAGCUACUACAACGUUGUGAGCAAUUAUUAAAUCGUUUGACCAAUAAUAAAUGCCAAAAUCAGCAACAACAACAACACCAUCUUAUUACAUAUACCAUACCAAAACCUGUGCCGACACCGGUGACUAAUGGUCUACAAAAUCACUGGCAAUCUGGUAAAGAUAACAUCAAAUUGCAGCAGCAGCAACAACACCAAUCAAACCCAAUGUCGUCGUCAUCGUUGUCGAAUGGCGGUGGUGCAACAUCACAACCUGAUCUACAACAAUCUGCUGCUGUUGCUGCACCAACACAUCUCUAUCAGCAACAGGAUGAUGUCUCAUAUCUGGACAUGUCGGCUGCCAAUAAUAAAACCACAAUCCUACGAGUUGGACAGAAAAAAGACAAACCUGAUUGCAGCAAAUUCAUAGUUGUAAUUAAAGUCUCAUAUUUACGUUUACUCAAUUCAUCUGACAAUUCUGAUGCCUAUGGUAACAGUGAUUCUAAUUUAAAUAGUAAUCCCGCAUCACCAACUCUCGAAUCAUUCCCUUCCAUUGUAAGCAGUCCAACACCCAUUGCUUCGAAUUGUAAGGGCAAGGUAAAUAUGCUUAUCAAUCAAUUGGAGGCCAGAGGCCAUUUCGCCAAAUCAUCGCCUUCUUCACGAGAAUCCUCCCAUGAUUUGAAUAGCUCCGCGGACAGUGAUAAAACUUUUCGCUGUUCGACCAUGAUUGUAAAACAAAACAAAAGUUUCUUGCAUCGUCUACACGACACAAUGACCACUACGACCGACGAAGAAGCUGAAAACGAUAGUGUCGAUGGUCAGUUGGAUGAUGAAUUUGAAGAUGAUCCCCAAAUUUAUGAUAUCUGUCAGGUGACAACACAGGGCUCCGACGGCGAGGAAGAUCAUCUGGAAGAAACCCAAAAAGCCAUAACACCCGAAUCACAUUUUUCAUUGCCACAUCUCGAGUGUCCAUAUAUGGAUUUACCAGCCGGCCACUUGGCCAUACACAAAUCCACAAAAUACGGUCAAUUGCAGAGAAUCGAAAAACGUUUAUUUUUCGAUCAGAGUAAGAAGUGCUACUGUGGCAUCCUCAAUGAUUGGUUGCUGUGUUAUGCCGAUGGCCCUACUUCGAAUAUGCCCAGUAUAACAUUGUAUUUGAAAAUGCCUGGUAUUGAAAUUGAACAUUUUGGAGAGGGUAAACGUCGUGAUGUGUGUUUUCAAGUAUCCACUCCCGAUCCAAAUAAACGUUUCGUGUUUCAAGCUAUCAAUGAAAUCGAUGCCAAAGAAUGGAUCCAUGCCAUAGAGGCGGCAAUACGUAGUGAUAUUGGCACGGUGAUUGGUAAUAAUAGUGUAACAGUGGCCCGAACCCAAUCUUGCCGCAAAUUACCGACACCACCGGUUAUGAAGAAAAUGACAUUUACGGCCAGCGAUUGUAUUUACGAAGAACCCUCUCCCGUCUACAAUGUCCAUCAAAAGCAAACGAAUGGUGUUCCCGACUUACCGCAAAAACAAAAUAGUCCCUCGGCUUUGGCAGAACGUUUCGAAUAUGAUGUACCCAAAUGUCCACCACAACCCUUAAAUGGACAACAAAACAAUGAUGAAAUGCAACUUAUAAAUCCCUAUGACAAUGAAGCACCAGAAAGUAACGCCCAACCAGUUCAAAAAUCCUCUCCCACAACACCCAUGGGUAAUUUCAUUACACCACCAAAAAUCAAUUUGAAAAUGGAAGAAAAAUUAACUUUCCAAGCCAAGGUUAAAGAUGUUCACAGUAAAUUAUCUAGUCAGUUGUCGAAUGGUCCAGUUAAGAAACCUCUAAAGAAGACCUAUUCCUCGGGAUCCUCACAAAUGAAUGAUGGUGAAUCAUUGAUAAUGAGUACCUCACCAUCGGCUGGAAAUUCUUCACCUGUGGCCGCGGAACUAAAAAAACAAAAGAAAUCCUCAACGCCACAAAAUAGUCCACAAAAAUCCACAUCGGAAAAGACAUCUGGUACUAAAAAUUGGUUUUUAAAUCGUCUGAACAAGACCACAUCCUCUACACGGAGUAACAGUUCCUCAAACUCAACAAAUUCCAGUGCACCAUCAGCCAAAUGUAAACAAAGUGAAAAGGAAAAUCUACUCAAUUCAUCGGAUAAUGCAGAUGGCUAUGACAACAGUGAUUCCAAUUUAAGCAGUAAUCCCGCAUCACCAAUUCUCAAAUCAUCCUCCUCUACGGUAAGCAGUCCCACACCUAUUGCUUCGAAUGGUAAGGGCAAGGUUAAUAUGCUCAUCAAUCAAUUGGAGGCCAGUGGCCAUCUCGCCAGUAUGUUCAGUGUAGAUGCUGUGGCUUCGUUUAGUUCCUUCUGUGACAAUGAUUGUAAUAAUUAUGAACCCAUAAUGACUGUCUCAUCGCCGCCUAGUAGUUUUUUGAAAAAGGUUUAG
Messenger RNA from Musca vetustissima, 2545 nucleotides. RefSeq lists its product as uncharacterized. NCBI's taxonomy places the organism in Eukaryota, Metazoa, Arthropoda, Insecta, Diptera, Muscidae. The coding region runs from base 2 to 2545 and encodes 847 amino acids. The record is from RefSeq and is a predicted model, not a curated record. The transcript is spliced from 6 exons.